Molecule: messenger RNA, 1811 nt
Organism: Pseudonaja textilis
Lineage: Eukaryota; Metazoa; Chordata; Lepidosauria; Squamata; Elapidae
Source: RefSeq, a predicted model, not a curated record
CUUUGUUCCGAGGCUUCCAUCCCCGACUACAUCCGGUCUCUGCAGCUGGUCGGCCACCAUAUUGGGGUUGCUCGCCGCCCGUCAGGCCUCGGCGCCACUUCUCCUUGCGGCCGCCCGACGAGGCGACUGCCCGGGGCAGGAUCCCGCUCCGAUUGGCCAGCCUUCCACCCCGGAUUAGGCGGAGGAGAUAGCGAACGACGGGGCUGAAUUCAUCUGGAGGCCUUAGCAGCAAGUGAGAUCAUGGAGGAAAAUGGUGAAGAUGUGGCUUCCCUGGCGGCCUACAUUUCAACAGAUGGCAGCUACACAGAGACCGUGCCCAUGCCGAAUCACGGCACACUGACGGCUUCCUCGCAGGGCUCUUCCUCUGCCACUAAAUCAAGGCGCCAGCCUGUUUGGACUGACGAGGAGACCCGGGCCUUCAUCCAGGUGUGGGGUGAUGACGCGGUGCAGAGUGCCCUGGCAUCAAACUAUCGCACAGUUGCACAGUUCCAGUGGAUAGCGGAUGAAAUGCGAGCCCGGGGUUACAACAGGGAUUGGGAGCAAUGCCGCGAACGUGCAAAGGUCCUUCGACGGGGCUUCAAAGAGAUAGUGGAUGGGAACAGCAACGUGGGCCACGGACGCCGCGUGUGGCCUUAUUUCGAAGAACUUAAUCGAUUUCUUUGCAUCAAGCAAAAUCUGGUCGUUCCACGGCUUUCAGGGAGCAACCCGAGGCCUCCUGUGGACCGCCGGCGCCGCGAGCACAGAGAAGCGCAAGAUGCCCCCUAUGAGCCAUCCCCAGUAGGCAAGAGCGACAAAGGGACUUUUGAAGAGCCAGACGGGGACUGUCUGUUGUUGCCCGAACCAGCAGGAUCUCAGCAGUGCGAAGCCAACAUGGAAAACCAAGUGGCGUCUCCAGCAAAUUCUGAUAUUUCCAUGGAUGGUAGUGUUGGUCCUGGCACUCCCACCGAUCCUUUGCCAUCCAAUGACUCAGUUACUGCGCCAAAUCUGCGCCCUCGGCCCCUGACCGCUGCAGAGAGGAUGCGUAAUCUUCGUUGCCGGCAAAGAAAGAGAAGGGGAGAUACUUUGAAAGAGCUAAUGGAAGUCACCUCCCAGGCUACCAGUGAACUAGUCCGGACACUGUCCGACCUCACCCAUAAAGAGGUGGCUUCUUUUGAGCGUGCUUAUAAGGAGGACCUGGCGGCCAGGAAGGACGAGAUGGAGCAGAGCGCUGAGGACAUUGGAAGGCUUGUGAGCGCUUUGGAAUCAAGCGAUCAAACUCUGAAGGAGCAGCUAAGCAGCCAGACCAGCGUACUGCAGGGCAUCUUGGAGGUCAUGAAAGACAUUCGGGGCAGAACAUCAUACAGUCCUCCGUAUCCAUCACAGUAUUACGAUUUCCCAGGCCCUAGCAUGAUUCACACAAGUGGUACUUCCUCAAAUGGCCAAGAGAUGCCAUGCUCCUCCCCUUCCAGCCUUCCAUUUCCUUCCCAGCAGUCUGCCACAAGCAACGGAGAUGUCUCUCCUCGGAAGCGGAUGAAAUGAAGCCAACAGGCGGAACGGCACUGAUGAUUUAGCAUCCUGGUGGAAACCAACUCUCCAAUUCUUUGUUCCUGUUAGGACACAUAUAUUGCUUUCCUUACUGCCUUCUUGCAUAGUUAAAACAUGUUCUCAUCCCCUUACGUGUGUCUCCCCACAAUGUUAAUGUUGGGGAAACAGCCGCCAGCAAAUGUACAUCUAGAUUUAUUAUUACUUUUUUUUAGCGUACCUAUGUUAGUUUUCCUUCCAUCUUGUUUCCAAAGGAAUGCAGUGUUUGAUGUACAAGUAUAAUUUUUUUU